AUGAAUCGAGACUGGGACCAGACCUUUGAGAAACUCGGGCGCAAGGCCGCCGACGUCCUCAAGGUCAAUUGGCAUCUCGGCUUCACGGCCUUUGGCGGGCCGCCGGUGCACUUCAAGAUUUUCCACGACAAGUUCGUGCGCAAGCUGAAAUGGAUCGAUGAGCAGAUGUACCAAGAGCUGUUCAGCAUCUGCCAGGCGCGGUCCGGGCCCGCCAGCACCAAGAUGCUGUACUGCAUCAACCUCAUCCACGGCGGCAUCUUCGGUGCCCUGUCGUCCUUCUUCAUCUGGAGCCUCCCCGGCGCCCUCGGCAUGUUCGGCCUCGCCGUCGACGUCGCCAGCAUCGGCGACACCCUCCCCCGCGCCCUGUCGCAAAAGGCCAUCACAGACCCCCUCACCCGCAUCCUCGUCUUCCUGGCCGCCUCGGCCGGCAUGCUGUACAACGCCCUGUGGUACUUCCCCGUCCUCAUGGCCGCGGCCGGCUGCGCCGCCAUCGUCCACGACUACCGCUGGAUCCACCGUCCGCUGCGCCGCGUGAGGCGCGCCGUCUUCCGGAACCGGACCCCGGACCCCGAGCCGGGGCUGCACCAGGAGAUCGUGGCUGCGCCUCCUCCUCCAGCUGGCCAGGAGACGGCCCCGAAGCGGCCUUCCACGGAAGGAGAGACCUCGGCAGGACCCUCUACGCUAGAAGCCCAUGAACUGCAGAUCCUGGGCGAGGCCAACCCGGCCGCCGAGGCGUCCGAAAGAGAAUCGGAUGCCCGUGUCAUUCCCCAGGAGUACAGGCUGGACUUCUCCUGGAAGGUCGGCGCCAGCAUCAUCGGCGUCUUCUUCCUGUCCUUCAUCGUCGUCAUGGUCCUCCGCGGCGUCAUCGCCAACCAGCCCAUCCUCUACAACCUCUUCGCCAACCUCUACCUCGCCGGCACCAUCAUCUUCGGCGGCGGGCCCGUCGUCAUCCCCCUCCUCCGGGAAUACAUCGUGGCCGAGGGCUGGUUUUCACCCAAAUUAUUGGUCGACGAGCAUCUCCAACGCAUCCAGUUUCUGCGUACUGCGACUUCGGGUGAAGUCGACCGAAAUGCCCAGAGGACAGCCGAAGGCCUAAGGGCACGCUAUGAACAGCAACGUGAUCAGGCCCGAACUCGUGGGAAGAAGACCCAUCAGGAAAAGAACAAGAAGAUCCAGGCUCUCGAAGACCGGAUCCGCGAGCUUGAAGUUGAUAACCACGCACUUGAAGACGACAAGAGCGAGCUCAAAGCUACGAUACAGUCUGCCAACCGGCAAAGCGACUCUCUACGAGAGGCAUGCUCCGAAGCAUUAAAAAGCCUGACCAUCAUUGCCGGCGGAACUUGGCUGGCGCAGUCAAUCAAGUUCCGCGCACCAAAACGGCUAGGGGUUAACUACAAACCCCCGGGCCAACCCUAA
Messenger RNA from Microdochium trichocladiopsis, 1416 nucleotides. RefSeq lists its product as uncharacterized. Bases 1 to 1416 code for a protein of 471 amino acids. Gene Ontology annotation, molecular function: chromate transmembrane transporter activity. Lineage: Eukaryota; Fungi; Ascomycota; Sordariomycetes; Xylariales; Microdochiaceae. The record is from RefSeq and is a predicted model, not a curated record. The transcript has 7 exons. Gene Ontology annotation, biological process: chromate transport.